Dovyalis caffra is the source of this 696-nucleotide messenger RNA. The record is from the annotation of a GenBank genome assembly. NCBI's taxonomy places the organism in Eukaryota, Viridiplantae, Streptophyta, Magnoliopsida, Malpighiales, Salicaceae.
AUGAAUCGACAGAGAUCUUGCUGCACACAUUCUUCCUUCACUCCAUCCACAACCACGAUAAAAAAGAGCCUAACAAUUCCAGAGGAUGAUGAGAUAACUACGAGGAGCCACAAGUCCCAACAAAAUGGCCGCUGGAGUGUUGAUUGGCAGUGCUCAAGUAAGCAUACGAGUAGUGGAAAGGGGAAGAAAGUAAUUAACUUGGAGCGUAGAAGGUCUGUUGAUAGAUAUCAUGAAUGCCGUAGUAUUGCUCCAGAAACUACUAACUGUUCCCCAGGUCAAGGAUUCUACUCAGAGUCAGAAGAGGACUCAUCAAGCGAAGAAGAAAUUGAUGCUAUGAUCCUGGACAAUAUUGAUCACUCUUGCUAUAGUCAUGCUUAUUUGAGAAGAUGUUAUAGCCAACACAAGGAUCGAAAUCGAGGGAGAAAAAGUGUGCGUCACUCAAGCACAAGCUUGAGAGACAAGUAUCAACCAAAGAGUUUCCAAGACAUUGUGGGCCAUGAAAUAAUCACCAAGGUCAUCUCCAAUGCCGUUGAUAAGAAAAAAAUUGCCCAGCUUUAUCUGUUCCACGGCCCCAAUGGCACUGGCAAGACAUCAACUGCUAGAAUAUUUGCCAUGGCGUUGCAAUGUGAAUCCCCCAUUCAUUUAAUAAACCAUGUUGGAGUUGCAGAGGAUGCUCCAGAAGCCCGUCUGUCAUGA